AUGGAACUUGGAGCUUUUGUUGCUGCCUCUGAUCAUGCUCUACAAGAGGGACUCAUUACACCAGGAACUUGGACGUCUCAAGGUUGUUACGUGGACAUUGGCCGGACAUUAUUCGAGGGAGAAUACAUUGACAAUGCAAAUAUGACUGAUGAGUCAUGCAUCUCAUAUUGUACUUCCAAAAAUCUCAAUUAUGCUGGAACCGAGUAUUCUUCAGAAUGUUAUUGUGGUAAUAGUCUUGCAGCUGGAGCUGGACCUGCGCCAUCUUCAGAUUGUAGCAUGAAGUGCUCUGGAAAUGCUACUGAAUUUUGCGGCGGUCCAAAUAGGUUGAAUCUUUUCUGGAACGGAAACACCCCACCUCAAACUAACACUGGGUCCGGACUUUGGAAGUUUUCUGGAUGUUACACAGAAGGUCAAGAAGGCCGACUUUUAAUAUACCAAGCUAUAGCUUCACCUAUGACGGUCGAUGUGUGUACAGCAGCAUGCCAAAAAGGAGGCUACUCAUUAGCAGGGGUCGAAUAUGCGGAUGAAUGCUGGUGUGGAAACGAAUUGUCUAAUGGAGGAACUCUUGCGCCCGAGGGCGUCAGUGGUUGUUCAGCAUUAUGUUCCGGCAACUCAUCUGAAUUUUGUGGUGGCACCAACAGACUUGACGUAUAUGACUUCAAUAGUACUGCCAUUGUAACAGCGCCAUUCACGACAACCACCGCUGGAACAACUCCUUCUGCCACGAGUUCUCUAUCAAUUCAACAAACAGUUGGUGUAUAUAACUAUUUCGGAUGUCAGACUGAAGCUACUAGUGCUCGAGCACUUUCGUCCAAAGCUUCUGAUGCUGGCAAUAUGACACUGGAGUCAUGUGAAGCAAGCUGCAUUGGGUAUACAUAUUUUGGAACAGAAUAUGGACGAGAAUGCUAUUGUGGAAACUCGUUCUCCGCUGGCUCUGUGUCAACACCGAACACAGAUUGCAAUUUCCCCUGUGCAGGAAAUAGUUCCGAAUUCUGCGGGGCUAGUGGAAGACUCACUGUCUAUCAGAUUAAUACCACUUUAAGCUCCACAGCUCCGCCUUCUACCCCAUCCUCAUCUGUAACAGAUCUUCCUGCCGGAUGGAUUUACAGUGGCUGCUGGAUUGAUGGAGCACAGGGCCGCAUCCUUACAUAUCAGCAGCCAGAUAAUCAGAAUCUCACCGUUGAGUCUUGCGUUGCGACUUGUUCCGCUCUUGGUUAUAAGGUCGCAGGCAUGGAAUAUAGCUCGGAAUGCUUCUGUGAUAACUUUAUCGAGAAUGGAGGAGUUCUUGCCACGUCACCAGCUGAUUGUAACAUGCCAUGCAGUGGCAACUCGAGCGAGAAUUGUGGCGCUGCAAAUAGAUUAUCUGUCUACUCCGUUGGAACAGUACAAACUGCUCAACCAGCGUCUGUUCAGAAAAGGGAUUUGCCCGGUGAUUGGAACUAUCAAGGAUGCCUCGAAGAUAAUAUAGGAGGUAUUAGGACUUUUCCAUAUCAAAUAAUCAGUUCAAAUAACACUGCAACGAAUUGUCUUUCACAGUGUCAAAAAUUCGGGUAUAAUGCAGCUGGUCUUGAGUAUGGCUCUCAAUGCUAUUGCGGAGAUGUAGAAAAUAUCGUAACGGCUGGUGCAUCAAUGAUUAGUGAAUCUAACUGCCAGGUUGUCUGCUCUGGUAAUUCCUCAGCCAUAUGCGGCGGGGAUAGUCUUCUAUCUUACUAUUCCUGGAAUGGCCCAGCCCUCUACAAUUGGUCAUUUCCAGUAGGUGCCAGCGCUGGCGAACACUCGUUGUUAAUAGGUGGUGUCUGUAUACCAUUGAUGACAUCCCAGAUGAUUACCGGCAAAGUGACAUUUGUUGAGAAAUUUGGAACGGGUGAGCCUAAUUCAACAGGAGCAUACGAAUUAGAUCUUUCAGUCAUCAAUAAUUUUACCCUGGCAUGGAGACCAAUGCAUGUCAAAACUGAUGUAUUUUGCUCUGCUGGACUUAUUCUUCCAGAUAUUGCGGGGAGGCAGAUAGAUGUAGGAGGGUGGUCCGCCGAAUCAACCUACGGCGUACGAUUUUACUGGCCAGAUGGAUCUCCCGGAAUCUGGGGCACAAAUGAUUGGCAAGAAAACGUCAACGAGGCAAAUGGUUCAAUCUUGAUAAUGGGCGGGGAAACUGGCAGUAAUGCGCCUGCUUCACCUAGCUUAGAGCUACUACCUCCAACAGGCGCACCAGUCCUCAAUUUGGAUUUCCUCGCUCGUACGGAUCCUAAUAAUCUAUAUCCAUUCCUCGCCGUCAUUCCUUCCGGGAUCUUCGUCGCGUACUAUAAUGAAGCACGAAUUCUGGACGAAGUCACAUUUGAGACUAUUAAGGUAUUACCUAAUAUUCCUGGAGCGGUAAAUGAUCCAAAUGGUGGUCGGAACUAUCCUCUCGAGGGAGCUAUGGUUUUACUACCUCAGUUUUAUCCUUAUACGGAUCCCCUCGGAGUGCUUAUUUGUGGUGGUUCCACGCCUGGGGGUGGGUUUGCGAUAGAUAAUUGUGUUUCCAUGCAACCUGAAGCUGAUAAUGCUUCUUGGGUGAUUGAGAGAAUGCCCUCGCGCCGUGUAAUGCCAUGUUUUGCUUCUCUUCCGGACGGCACAACACUUAUCCUGAAUGGUGCACAUCAUGGAUUCGCAGGAUUUGGACUCGGCUCAGACCCCAAUUUUAACGCCGUCCUGUACGAUCCGCGCCUGCCUAUAAACUCACGCAUGAGUGUAAUGGCCAAUACAUCAGUUGCGCGUCUCUACCACUCCGAAGCAAUUCUCCUUCUCGAUGGACGAGUAAUGGUAUCUGGAUCUGAUCCACAGGACAAUGUCCAUCCAGAGGAAUACCGCGUCGAAGUCUUCACCCCUCCAUAUCUCCUCUCUGGACUUCCACGUCCCACCUUCUCUCUCAAUAACACAGACUGGUCAUACUCGCAAGCGAUAACCUUCACCAUCUCCUCAAACUUUACCUCGACUUCUAACCUCAAAAUCUCCAUUUUGGGAUCGGUCGUAAGUACACAUGGUAAUUCAAUGGGUCAACGAACGCUUUUCCCUCAGAUGUCCUGCGGUUUUAAUAAUACUUGUACAAUCACCACACCACCAAAUGCACAUGUAUGUCCGCCGGGCUGGUAUAUGGUAUUUGUCCUUGAUGGACCCACUCCAGCUGUUGGAGUUUGGGUACGUAUUGGUGGUGAUCCAGCACAUUUGGGGAAUUGGCCCCAGGCUCCUGGUUUUAAUACCCCGGGACUGUGA
Molecule: messenger RNA, 3249 nt
Organism: Sclerotinia sclerotiorum 1980 UF-70
Lineage: Eukaryota; Fungi; Ascomycota; Leotiomycetes; Helotiales; Sclerotiniaceae
Exons: 12
Coding region: 1-3249 (1082 amino acids)
Source: RefSeq, a predicted model, not a curated record